Molecule: messenger RNA, 2056 nt
Organism: Caenorhabditis auriculariae
Lineage: Eukaryota; Metazoa; Nematoda; Chromadorea; Rhabditida; Rhabditidae
Source: the annotation of a GenBank genome assembly
AUGGUGGUCGUGCAGCCGACGUCGCUGCUCGAGAGAGCCGACCUGAGCCGACCGAUUCCAGAAAACGUUCGGAAGCUGGCGCAGGUCGUCGAGUACGACGAGAGUCGCGUCGAAAUGGGCGUCAGUCGUUCUUUUUUCUUUCUUUUGUCACGAGGAUCCGACCGCAGUUGUUGAUGACAAAACCGCGACGCCGAAAUCGGGGUUAUGCCUGUUUUAUGGCAGCCUCCCAUUCAUUUUCUACCGUCACUGGUCUUUCUUUGCAAUAUGUAGACCUCUCUCUUCGCCGCGGUAAUUCAACCCCAACAACGGCGAUCCGGUAGAUCAAACAAACGGCCAACAAUUGGCUAGAAAACAAGCGCGUGUUUUUUCGAGACCGCUUCCUGUGGUAGACUUUGACUAGGAAAAGCGAUGAAUUCAUGAUGAAAAUUUAGCUAAAGUUCUGUAUUUAUUGAUCAGCAUACAAAAAGAAGUUCUGCUGAAUAUAAAAUGAGCUCAAUCAACUUUGAAACUAUUUAAUUUUAACAAAACCCAUGAAUGAUUAUUUCCGAAAACUUUUAGAAAACAUUCAAGUGAAUUUGGGAAGAGCUUUAGUGGUCACUUAGGAGUUUUCUGACUUAGGUGGCCACUAAAAUCAACUGUACAGAAGCCACUAUAGGGGCCUUUUGUUGAGAGGAGUCAUGCUCUAACAUCUGACUUCUUUCUGGAUGAAUCGGACAGCGAAGUUCCGUCAACGCAGCCAUUAAUUCGACUACUAUGGUGGUCACUAAAACCUCAAAACUAUAAAGUGGCUUCUUAAUUUUUGGUCUGUUAAACGGAUGAUGAAGCUGAGUUAUGAAACUAUGAAAAAAAUAUUUUUGUUUUUCAAUGAGUUUAAUUUUUUUAAUAAUCCAAAAUUGUUUAGGAAUUAUUGUCGGUAGCUACCAUCGUAACAACAGUCAUAAAACGUUUUUCAACAAAAAAGAACUUGAAUUUAAAACUCAACAAGACCUUUUUCAGUCGCACUCGGUGUUUGUGAGAGAAGCCAGACCUCCAGGAGCGCACUACGCCAAAGCGGCCGUCGUUUUUCUCCACGGACAGUCGUUUUCCUCGGCGACUUGGCUCGAAAACAACAUCCUAAGGUUGGAUUCCUAGGAGAAACCUAAAAAACAUGAGGUUUACAGAACUUUCGCUGCUUUGGGAUACCGAGCGGUGGCUCCAGACUUGCCAGGAUCAGGUCAGACUCGAGGAAGAGCUCUCCGUCAAGAAGAAAAGUCUAGCUUCCUUGUUGAUUUUAUUGGGACUCUCGGCAUCAAACAGGUAUAGCUUUUGGGUUGGUCUUCACAUAGAUUCCGUAAAAAAUCUUUUAAACCGUUUCCUUUUGAUUUCUGUCUCUUCAUUAACUUCAUCCCCUUCCUUUUCAAUUUUUUUCCUUCUGAUGAAGUUUUCUGCUUUGAUAGUUGAUUUUUUUUUCUUCUUCAGAAAAUGGUCAGUGAUCUGGCGGAUUUGCUCAAAAAGUAUGCGAUUUUUUGAUUUUUCAUUAAGACCUUGAAAUCGCCAUGAAAAGUUCUGCGAGAUGGCGUUUUCAUUGCCAUUCUGGCAAACUUCUUUUAGGAGUUCGCCAGACAAGAAUUAAAAAUGAGUGGUUGAAUGAAAAAUUUUUCGAGAAUCUUCAUCAGAUUGACUACGAGUAAAUCUUCGACCCGAUGAGUAUUUUAUUCCGAUCGAUGAAAUUUUCAAAUGGUUUUUGCAGGUGCUGGUUGUGUGUGCCUCGAUGUCGGCGCAGUACGUCCUGCCGCUGCUCUCGACAGAACGUCUGACUUGCGUCGUGGCGGUUGCGCCGUCGAACACGCACGAAGUGACGGAACCGACGACGUGCACGACGCCUGUCCUCGUCGUCUGGGGCGACCGCGACACUUCCUUGGGCCCGACGGCUGCCGCCAACCUCCGACGUCUCCCUCACGCCCGUCUUCAGAAGAUCCCCGACGCCGGCCACGCCUGCUAUCUCCACAAUCCGACCUUCUUCGAGGAAGUCUGCGUCAACUUCUUCGAACUCGUUCGCAACUAUUCCGGUAUCUGA